Molecule: messenger RNA, 354 nt
Organism: Opisthorchis viverrini
Lineage: Eukaryota; Metazoa; Platyhelminthes; Trematoda; Opisthorchiida; Opisthorchiidae
Exons: 2
Coding region: 1-354 (117 amino acids)
Source: RefSeq, a predicted model, not a curated record
AUGUAUUGUCCGUUUAUCAACGCGUUCGAUGACAGCAUUACCCAACCGCAUACCGAUCGGCAGUUGCUUACAUAUAGUGGUGCAAGAGGAUGUGUGAAGAAACGAAGACGGAAGCGUAACGUUUGUCCGUCUACCAUCAUCAUCGUCAUCAUCACAUCAGUGUUCAACACCGAUGCUUCGCUGCCGUACAACCAUGAUUUAUCUGAAAGCCUUAUUGUGAAGGAAGGAAUAAAGGCGGAUGGAGGAGGAGUGCUGGCUUAUCACAAUCAUUCCGAGGUGCCUACACCUCCAGACAUUUACGCAGGCAAUUUGGAUAGGAACAGCAAGAAUUCCACUGGCAGCCAUAUCUUGUAG